Scomber japonicus (chub mackerel) is the source of this 316-nucleotide messenger RNA. RefSeq names its product thymosin beta 1 (gene tmsb1). The transcript is spliced from 3 exons. Bases 40 to 183 code for a protein of 47 amino acids. Gene Ontology annotation, molecular function: actin monomer binding. Gene Ontology annotation, cellular component: cytoplasm. Gene Ontology annotation, biological process: actin filament organization; regulation of cell migration. The record is from RefSeq and is a predicted model, not a curated record. NCBI's taxonomy places the organism in Eukaryota, Metazoa, Chordata, Actinopteri, Scombriformes, Scombridae.
CAGUUUCACUGCACACCCCUACACCAGAAACCUUCCAAAAUGAGUGACGACAAUCCAGUCAAAGAGGAGGUGCAGCAGUUUAACAAGAAAAGUCUAAGGAAGACUAGCACAAAUGAAAAGAACCAUCUUCCAACCAAGGAGGAAAUUGAAGAGGAGAAGAAAGCCAAUAAGGAAGGGAAAUGAUUGGAACACACCUGGCACUGCAUUGUAAUCAAUACCAUAAGUUUGCCUGUAAAUGGUGCCAACCAGGAAAUGUUCCAAAAAACAACACAUAAGAUGAUAUUUUUGUUUUAAUAAAAUCAAUGUUUCAAAAAUG